UCUUUGCGUGCUUUUCUUGUCACUACAUCCAAUCGCCAAGCAUCAGUCUCCAUGUAUACAUUCGUGUAACAUGUCUACUUCACAUGUUGAAACCCUGGAUGUAAAGAACUGGUUGACACAGCAGCAUAUUACUGUAUCAUUAGAAUGGGUUGAAGCUUGCAUUGCUUUCUUAAAACAAGAAUAUGCAGGUCAAUCUUUAUCAUUACAAGCAUUGAAAAAUUAUGUGUAUCAACAGUGGCUUACUGCAGAUUUGGAAGAAAUCGGUGUCUCGGCUCUUCCUAUAGAUUUAACUACAACUCAGAAAACAACAUUAAAUGGAUAUUUUGCUCUCCAGGUGGAUGGCAUCAGAGAUGUAGGAAAACCAGCAUAUGCUCAAUUAAAAGAAUUUGAAGGUAGUUUAAAUACUGAUUCUGAAUAUUCUUCAGCUCCAGCUGCUGCUGUUCCAGUGUGGGAAUCUAAACCAACAAGAAUGCUUAUGUUGAACUUAACAGAUGGAUGCACAACUAUUCAAGGAAUGGAGUAUAAAUCUAUUACUUCUCUUUCUCCAAACUUACCUGCAGGAAUAAAAGUUUUAAUUCAAGGGCCUGUAGAUUGUAGAUUUGGAAUAUUGCUGCUGACAGCAGAAAAAAUUAAAAUUUUAGGUGGAGAAGUAGAAAGUAAAUUGAAACGCUUUUCUCGUGAAAGCAUCUUAAGAGAAGUGCUGCAACUCCCUAUUGAUGAUGGCCUGGAAGCAUUAAACGCAAUAGGCAACGCUGAAUCAUCUGCCAGUGUUGGACAAAAUGCUGAUCAGUUUCAAAUGAAUAGUUCUCUUAAUUCUUAUACAUCACAGAUGCGUGAAUUUAAUCAUGCAAGAAACGUACAGGCAAGUACAGCAGCUGAAAAUAACAUAGAUCAUUUUGAAAGUGAUGAUGAUGACUUUGAUCAGUCUCUGGAUUAUGAAGUUAUUGAUGAGAUAGAGAAAAUAAACAGUCAGAGAGAAAAACCAAGCAUUGCCACAGUAAAGGAACCAUCUGAAGUUUGGCUAGAAGAUGAAGAUGAAGAUGUAGUUCAGGAAAUGAUGACAUAUCAAGAUGAAAAUCCAGGAUUUGAAAUGCCUUUUGAAAAUUUCAACGUGAGCGCAGAUAAAAGUGCGCAAAAAGAAAAGCCAUUUAUGUAUCUGUCCUCUGUUGCAAAUGAUCCUGAUUUAAAUUCCACUAUCACUGUAAAGGCUUUCAUUAUUAGAGUUUUAUCAAAAUUAGAAUGCACAGCUGAUAAAGGAUGGAGCCUUAGUGUAAAAAUAAAUGAUGGAACAUGUUCACUUGAUGUGAAUAUCCAUGAUAAGGUUUUAGAAGAUAUUAUCGGAAUACCUGCUUCAGAUGUGGUGAAAAUGCAGCUUGGUUCAUCAAAUGACGCUGAAAAAGCAAAAGUGCUGCAGGCCAUAUCAAAGUGCAAGUUGACUCUUCAGAAUUCUAACUGUCUCAUGGAUAUUAAAUUUGUACAUGGAGAGUUGCCAUGCCUAAUUAAAUGUACAUCUGUUAGUAAACUACACAUGCAGCAGCUUCUGCAAAGAGUUCGUUCCACAUUAUGACUUUGUAAGAAUGUAUUAUUUAUAAUACAGAAUAUAUAUAUAUAUAUAUAUAUAUAUAUAUAUAUAUA
Stegodyphus dumicola is the source of this 1635-nucleotide messenger RNA. Its product is annotated as recQ-mediated genome instability protein 1-like. The record is from RefSeq and is a predicted model, not a curated record. Gene Ontology annotation, cellular component: nuclear body; RecQ family helicase-topoisomerase III complex. Gene Ontology annotation, molecular function: nucleotide binding. Lineage: Eukaryota; Metazoa; Arthropoda; Arachnida; Araneae; Eresidae. Gene Ontology annotation, biological process: double-strand break repair via homologous recombination; resolution of meiotic recombination intermediates.